AGUUCUGACUGAUAUUCCUCAAUCAAGAGAUCGUCAUUGCGUUUAGCGCAUACGCGCCUUAGUAAAUCCCUAAACGAGAAAAGACGACCGCAUCGUAACGAAACGCGAUCGAACAAAAAAUCUUCAAUUCGAAUUUUGUUGUUCAAAAAUUAAUAAAAAAGAAACAAGUGAAUAAAAAUCAGCAUUUUUAAAAUCGUGAUAUAUAAUUGAUCGACGAAUUUUAAUUCUAUAAAAAAAUAAAUUAAAGCUGCUUAACUCAAAGUUAGAGCUUUAUUUCAAACUGUAACAAUCAUAACGGAGCGUGUUCAAACAAGAACCGAUCAAUUUUGUAUUGCAAAACAUUUUUUUUGAAGAAAAUCAAAAACGUUGACAAAAUGUCUGGAGCAUUUUUCUUCGAACACAUCGUCGAAGCUGUUCUCAAUUUGGAAGAACAAGCCAAAGCAAAAAAGGCUGAAACCCAAUCAUCGAAAUCCGCAUCAGUAAAGAAUCAAAAGAAAAAAUAAAUUGCACGCGCAUUAUAAUUUUUAAAUACAAAUUUGGCGGUGUGUGAAUGCAGUUUUUUUGCAAAGUUCAACAGUCGAACAAAGCAAAAAAGGCUUAUCCACAUCCGUGUAUAUAUGAACAAUUUAAAUAUCUGAUUCACAAACAAAACAAAGACACACUACUCUGUGCGAAAUUAAACAAAACAAAUAAAACUUGAACAUAGUAUAGUGAAAAGUGUACGCGAGUUAAACGAAAAAAAAAGCAUUUCGAACAAAAACUAACGUAAUUAAGUUAUUUAUUUAAAACAAAUCGAAGGAGUGAUAGAAAACAAUGAUGUUUUCAAAGUAUAUUUCAAAAAUCACCAACACCAUUGGUACGGUCAACUACUUGCAACAAAAAUCGAGAAAGCCACACUUUUCACAGUCGCGGCGAGCAUCAAAACAUAAUUCACAAUUGUUAUACGACGAUGGUUAUGAUGUCGUUGACGUGGAUCCAGAUACAAUCAAUCGAAUGGAUAUUGAUUUAUCGGUCAAUGGUAGCCGCAAAGGUUCUUUGAUCGAUGACUUUGUACCGAAUUCACAAAUCAUUUUAUCAGCCGCUAUUGCCAGACUAAGAGCUACUCUUUUUUGCUAUCCAUGGUUUCAUGGAAACCUAUCGGGCAAAGAAGCUGAAAAAUUGAUUUUGGAACGUGGAAAAAACGGAUCAUUUCUAGUACGUGAAUCGCAAAGUAAACCAGGCGAUUUUGUGCUUUCAGUUCGAACCGACGAUAAGGUAACGCAUGUCAUGAUUCGGUGGCAAGAUAACAAAUAUGAUGUUGGCGGUGGUGAAAAAUUCCCAACGCUAUGUGAACUAAUUGAGCAUUAUAAACGAAAUCCAAUGGUCGAAACUUGUGGUACAGUGGUUCAUUUGCGUCAGCCAUUUAAUGCAACACGCAUCACAGCGGCUGGUAUUAAUGCACGUGUCGAACAAUUGCAAAAGGAAAACGGACAACAUUGUUAUGGAAAGGGAGGCUUCUGGGAGGAAUUCGAAUCACUUCAACAGCAAGAAUGUAGACAUACAUUUUCACGGAGAGAAGGACAUCGAAUUGAAAAUCGUAACAAAAAUCGAUAUAAAAAUAUUUUACCAUUCGAUCAUACGCGUGUGAAAUUACUCGACGUUGAUACAACGCAACUCGGUGCUGAAUACAUUAAUGCCAAUUACAUACGACAACCAUCCGAAACUGAACAAUGUGAUAUGAACUCAUCGUCAACGGAAAAUUUGAGUUUGUCAUUGUGUGCGGCUUGUACAUUUGCACAACAACAAAAGAAUUGCCAAAACUGUCAACUACUGAAUAAAACAUGUGUUCAAUGCGCCAUGAAAUCGGCUGUAAUUCCAUUGAAUGGAAAUUGCUCCAAUUGUGGAAAGAAAUCUGAAGGAAAACAUAAACGCAGUGAAUCGAUAACAUCACGUGGUUCAACCAUAACACUGAAAAAAGAUGAGAAAGAAUCGUGUAAAACAUAUAUUGCGACCCAGGGUUGUUUACCAAAUACGAUAAUCGACUUCUGGAACAUGAUAUGGCAAGAGAACACUCGUGUUAUUGUGAUGACUACCAAAGAAUUAGAGCGUGGCAAAACGAAGUGCGCAAGAUAUUGGCCAGAUCAGGGACAAACAAAAGAAUGGGGACAUGCCAAAGUUACCUGCUUAACGGAAAGUUCAACCAAUGACUAUACGUUGCGUGAAUUUUUAUUUUCGUGGAAAAAUAAGGAUGAACGUCACAUAUACCAAUAUCAUUUUCAAGUUUGGCCCGAUCAUGGUGUUCCGGCGGAUCCUGGAUGUGUUUUGAACUUUUUGCACGAUGUGAAUGCUCGGCAAGAACAAAUUAGAUCCGAUAACAUUAAUCCGGGUGCGGGUCCGAUUGUUGUUCACUGUUCAGCCGGAAUAGGCCGUACGGGAACGUUCAUUGUCAUUGAUAUGAUUUUGGAUACAAUCGAUCGUAAUGGUCUUGAUACAGAAAUCGAUAUUCAACGUACUAUUCAAAUGGUCCGUUCUCAACGAUCGGGAAUGGUUCAAACCGAAGCCCAAUACAAAUUCGUUUACUAUGCCGUACAACAUUACAUCCAAACACUAUUCCACAGAAUGAGGGCUGAAAGAGAGAGCCUUCAAGUUGGCCGUGAAUAUUCAAAUAUUAAAUAUUCCGGUGAUCUUAACGAACUACAGCGAUCACCGCUGCCGGCUUCAAUGUCAAAUUUGUGUAUAAACAAAAACGAUACUAUCAAUCAGAAAAAAACGAGAUCAACAUCCGAGGCGCAAAUAACUCCACUGCGACUAAAUGACGUCACCACCUCGACGGUAUAUGAGAACAUUCCCAAAGUAACAAGACCACCACCAACUCCACCGAGAAAAUCAUGACACAUAAUGGAUUUCUAAGCACUUCUCAAUUAUUAUUUUUAUUAUUAUAAUGAUUAUUAUUAUACUGUUGUGUUACUGCUUUUUUAUGUAUAGAUUAUAAAAUUUUGUUGUAAAUGUGAUGAUGAUAAUGAUGUUAAAAACGAUAAAUUGGGCAUUUGAUGUUUUCAUUUUUGUUAUUGAAAUAGGAAAAAAGGCAGAAAACCAAAAUGAUAUAUAUACAUAUUUAAUUGUCUUAACUGACAUAAUAGCUUAAGCAAAUAUACUAUAUAAAAUAUUUCGUCGUUGAAAUAGUGAUUAAAUAGUCGAGUUUAAAAUUCAAAUUUCAAUAACAACUCAUUUCAAAUAGGCCUGAUUCCUGUUUAAAGUGCAAUCAUGUAUAACCAAAAAAAAAACAAUGUCAAAAGAAUCGAAAAUCAAUGGCCUACUAUAUGUAUGAAUAUUAUCGUGAAAAUAAGUUGAAUAAAAACUUAAAUAGUGUUUUCUUUUUUUAA
Contarinia nasturtii (swede midge) is the source of this 3362-nucleotide messenger RNA. It is a transcript of the gene csw, whose product is annotated as tyrosine-protein phosphatase corkscrew. The record is from RefSeq and is a predicted model, not a curated record. The transcript has 11 exons. Bases 814 to 2871 code for a protein of 685 amino acids. Gene Ontology annotation, molecular function: protein tyrosine phosphatase activity. NCBI's taxonomy places the organism in Eukaryota, Metazoa, Arthropoda, Insecta, Diptera, Cecidomyiidae. Gene Ontology annotation, biological process: protein dephosphorylation.